Pyrus x bretschneideri (Chinese white pear) is the source of this 990-nucleotide messenger RNA. Its product is annotated as UMP-CMP kinase 3-like. The record is from RefSeq and is a predicted model, not a curated record. Bases 138 to 764 code for a protein of 208 amino acids. Gene Ontology annotation, biological process: UDP biosynthetic process; 'de novo' pyrimidine nucleobase biosynthetic process; CDP biosynthetic process. Gene Ontology annotation, cellular component: nucleus; cytoplasm. The transcript is spliced from 10 exons. Lineage: Eukaryota; Viridiplantae; Streptophyta; Magnoliopsida; Rosales; Rosaceae. Gene Ontology annotation, molecular function: UMP kinase activity; ATP binding.
AGUCCUCCCCCCUCCCUCUCUUUCUUCUAUUUAAGAAAAACCAGAGCCACCACAGCUCCCAGAACGCAGCGCAGCUCAGAUCUUCGUACCAAAAUUCGCACACAGAUAGGAUAUUCAGAGACGAGUAGUUGGUGCUCAUGGGUGAAGUUGUUGAUGCCGGAAAGAAGGAGGCUAAUGGAAGCUUAGCUGAUCUGAACCCUACAGUUGUUUUUGUCUUGGGUGGCCCAGGCAGCGGAAAGGGUACUCAAUGUGCAAACAUUGUUCAGCACUUUGGGUUUACCCAUCUCAGUGCUGGCGAUCUUCUUAGAGCAGAAAUCAAGUCUGGCUCUGAAAAUGGGACCAUGAUUUCGAACAUGAUUAAAGAAGGAAAGAUUGUUCCUUCUGAAGUAACAAUUAAACUUCUUGAACGAGCAAUGCUGGAAAAUGGUAAUGACAAGUUUCUCAUUGAUGGGUUUCCUCGUAAUGAGGAAAAUCGUGCUGCAUUUGAGGCUGUGACUAAAAUCGAGCCUUCAUUUGUCUUGUUUUUUGACUGUUCUGAGGAAGAGAUGGAGAGGCGGCUUUUGGGUAGGAACCAGGGAAGAGAGGAUGAUAACAUAGAAACAAUAAGGAAGCGGUUUAAGGUUUUCCAAGAUUCUAGUCUCCCUGUGAUAGAGUACUACAACUCCAAGGGGAAAGUUCGGAAGAUUGAUGCUGGAAGGCCUGUUGAAGAGGUUUUUGAGUCCGUUAAAGCUAUUUUUGAACCAAAAAAUGAGAAGGCUGAUUAAUUGCUGCGAUUGUAACCAAGAUUUCAGAUCCUAUGACUAUUGAGGUGAUGCAAUUGCGAGCUGCAUAUAGUGUAUUCUUUGGCAGGUUUUAUUCCUAUUGCUUACUUAUUAUUCAAGGUUGUAUUAUUUUACGCAAUUGAGGUGUAUCCCUCUAGCCUUACAUUAUGAUUGUAUUCUAAAUUUAAGAUUUAUAGUAAUAAUUAUUGGAAUAAUGUUCCGAUUUCGA